Molecule: messenger RNA, 19244 nt
Organism: Lymnaea stagnalis (great pond snail)
Lineage: Eukaryota; Metazoa; Mollusca; Gastropoda; Lymnaeidae
Source: the annotation of a GenBank genome assembly
UGUCAACGUGUUACGUUGUUAAUGGUCACAGCCAUGGAAUUUAUAGUUACAGUGUGUAGAUUUAUAAAAAAAAUAAGUAUAGUUAGCUCAAAUGAAUAUACAGCCUUUCUGACUUAAAGCCCAAACCUACUUCAAAUGUUUAAUGAAACAUGGAAAUAAUGGUUGCAGUUUAAAGAAAUGGGUAUGGAUAUGGAUUUUUGUACUGUAAAGUUUGUAAAGAACCAAUUAAUUUAAAUAAAUUACUAUACUACCGAAUAGUAAUAGAUAGAAUAAAGUUAAAGUCUCGGCUGUGUUGUCAAUGUUUUGCACUGUUCAGAUCAGAAUCAAACUGAUGAGAGUGACUGUGAGACUUUUCUGUUGUUGAAUGAGUGGUGAAUACUAACUUAGACUUAGUAAUCAUAGUAUCGUUAGUGUCUAGUGUCAUGCCUAUAUAAUUUAAAAUAUAAUAUAUUGUGUUGGUUUGGCUACUAAUACCAAAUGUAUCAUAAUAACUUGUAAGGUAUAAUAUAAUAAAACUAUAGUAAGUUUAGUGUUAUAAAUUUCAAGCAAUAUUUAAUAUGUGCUUGUUUACUUAACUGUGUGAACCAGAAAUAACAAUCUACAAAGAUAUAAAUGAACUAAAAAAGACAAAUGUUUAACUUUAGUUUUAGGCACACUCAUACUGGACCUAGUCUUAAUUAGUGAGUUUACACCACGCCAUCCUGUUCCUAUAUUAAUUAAUAAAAAACAUAUAGUUAUAAAAUAUUUUAGAUACUGGCAAAAGGGCCAGGCUAACGAGUUCACAGUCUAAAUAAUUGUUUUUACGAUUUCUCUGUGUUGGUCUGUCAAAGUGAAACAAAACACUGCUUAAAACUCACUACUGACAUAUAUUCAAAUUCAUGUUAAUUCAUGCCAAUUGUCUUUAGAGAUGGGAAGCCCUGGUAAAGAUAUCAUGAACCGACCUAGUAGAACCAGAAAGGUAACUGGUUGGCAGAAAACCUUCUUUUUGCAGAGGAAAUCAUCCAGUUUGUAAUCCCUGGUAUAGAAUUAGAGGGACACCUUCAGGAUGUCAGAAAGUGAAAUGCAAAAGAGUAAAGUAGUAAAUUCCCAAAAUACUUUACUAUAUACUGCCAUGCACCUUCACAUCAUUUUUAAGGCCUAUAGCCAUAGCACAAGCAUUUUUAUUUUAAAGUUUUAAAGUUAUCUUUGGACAUUAAUACAAAAGUUUUGUUUAUACUUUUAUCAACAAAUUUUCUGCAAAAUUAUUAUAUGCAGAACCAAUUUUGUAUACAAAACAAUACUUGUUGUGUAUAAUGGGCUUUGUUAACAUUCAAGGUUGAGAUGAUUUAAAUCAAACCAAUAAUUACAUUUUAAAAAUUGGUUUUAAUUAUAUUUAUUUAUCUAAAUCUAGUUAUAUGUAAAGACCCUUGCUAAAAAAAGAACUUCUGUUUUGUUUUUAUAUAUUGUUAGUCACUUAUUUCUUAUCCUAUAAUCAUGAAUGCACAAUUUAAAAAAAAAUAAAUAUCAUUUUUAUUUCAAUUAAACUUUUCAGUUUUGAGAAAUUAUAAAUUGACUUGGGGUUGACAGAGCUGGAAUUAGUUUAUCUAUUCAAACUAUUUGAUCAGAAGGUUUUAGUGGAAUCAAUUGACAAAUGACUGUAUAUAACAUUGAACCAAGACAACAUUUUACAAUAAUAUUAAACAGAAUAGAAUGAGAAAUUUUAGUUAAGAAAAAGUAUGAAAAUCCUUUUAAAGUUUUUAAAUUAAGAUUAUUAUACUAAUUUUUUAAAUAUUAAUUUACUUAAUUUAAUUCAAUGUGUUACAAUUUAAUACAAUUUAAAUCCAAAAAAUUGAUUUUAAUAAUAUUAAACUACAUUGUGUUUAAUCUUUUUAAAAAUAAGUUUACUCCAAAAUGUAAGCAAAUCAGAAAAAAGGAGGAGAAAAUAUAUUGAAAUAAAAAAAAAUGGAUAUACAGACCAAUAACCACAUUACAUUUAAUCUUUAUUAACACUAGUUACUUCAAAAUCUAAAGCAAUCCUUUAAAAAAAUUAGAAAAAAAUUUGAUGAAAAUAAAAAAAAAAGAUUUGAUUCAAAUUUAACAAAAUACAAUUUAAAUUUAAAAAACUAGAUUUAAUACUAUUAGCAAUAUUUAUUAUUAUGUUACAUCUUUAUAAUUAUUAAUCAGCUUCAAAAUCUUAAUAACCACUUUAAAAGAAAUGAGGAAAAUAUAAUAAUUUAAAAUUAAAAAAUCCUCUGUGUAUCAAAUGUAUCCGAAUUAUUAUUUUUGUAAAUCCUUAUUUUUUAUCAACAUUGAUAACAUGAAUAUUUUAUACUUUUUUACUUUAGAAUAUUUAACUUAUAAUUACAUUGAUUUUAUCAACUCUAUUAAUAUAAAUAUUUUAUACUUUUUUUACUUUAGAAUAUUUAACAAAACAUUGCUUGUGACCGUGACCAGGCAGGAAAUGCUCAAGUUAAUCAGCCGACAAAACAGAGUCAAACAUCUAGUAAUUCUUCUUGGCGUUGCGAUACUUGUUUGGAACUUAAUCAUGUAUCGCAAACUGUCACGCAAUAAAAUAACUUUGGUAAGUAGGAAAUUGUCCCAGUUUGAUGCCAUGGCUCUUUUAUUUUAACAACAGUUUCUUCCAGUGUUAUUUACAACACCUUUUGUCUUAAUUGCUAAGUUGUUCCCCCUUAACUUGGAAUUUUAUAAAAAUUUUGUCUAAAAACUGUAUGUUGUACCAUGUUGAAUUUUUGUAUCUUUUUACCUCAUCAAAUUUUGGUCACUUGGUAUAUUCUCAGAGCACAACCCAAGAGAAAGAAUUGUUAUUUAGGCUGGAUGACCUGGAGCAGAAGUUACUCAGGCAGAUAGAAGAAAAUGGGGAACUACUAGAGAAGUUACAACGUGCAAGUAUGUGCAAAAAUAAGCCGUCUUGUGAUCUUUUUUUCUCAAAACUGUGUCAGUUAAGCCCAAAGCUGCAGUGUUGGUUAAGUUUGCCAUGUUGUGGCUUUAGGUGGAAGUUUGCCUACUGUCAUUUAAAAAGAAAAUAAUUGUAGAUGCCAGGCAUGUAGAGUAGGAUUUUAUGAAUUAAAAAAAAUAUAUAUUAAUGAGACAUCCAAGUUUUUUUUUUUAUUAGCGCCCUAUCACGCCCCUGAGUAUUACAUAAAAAUUUCCUCAGUAUCUAUUGCCAGUUGUGCCCAAAAACAAAUAAUAGUUCUACAUUAUUCUUCAAAUUUUGUAACUGUCACUCUCUGAGCACAAAAGUCUGAGGUCUUGUCUGAGUAAAUAAUGUUGAAUGUGUCUUGUAUAGAUGUAAAUGAGUCUUGUGUAGAUGCCAAUGUGUCUGGGUAUUGAUGCAAAUGUACAUUCAUUCUGUUAUGAUAAAUGUCUAUCAUCAUGUCUUGUGUUUGUUUUUAAUGUAAAAAUAGUUUUUAAUGUUUCACACUAAGCAUACAGUUGCAUAUUUGAGGGAAUAAGGUGUGCAUGAUUGGUACAAAUGCAAAUGUGUCGGGUGUGGAUUUAAAUGUGUCAGGUAUGGAUGCAUUUGCAUCUAGUAUGGAUGCACAUGUACAAUCAUUCUGAUAUAAUAAAUGUCCAUGAUCUUUAUCUUGUGUUAGUUUUUUUCCUAUUCAUCUUCUAAUGCUUCACACUGAGCAUACAGUUGCAUAUUUGAGGGAAUAAGGUAUGCAUGAUUGGUACAGGUACAAAUGUGUCUGGUGUGGAUUUAAACGGUGUCAGGUGUGGAUUCAAUUGUGUCUGGUAUGGAUGGGGGAUUUCGAUAACAAAGUACUAUCCAGCGACAAUCUCAUCCAGACUCAUCUGUACAAAAGCUAUUAUGUUGUUUUUGUCUGAGAGCACAAAAGCCCAACAAAUUGGCUUUGUAUUGAUCUACUGUUUUACGUGUGUUUUUCUUUAGUCCUGCAGCAAUGCUGAUUUCUUAAAAACAUUAACAAAAUAUUUUAGUCAUGAUCUAAUGUGUUGAUUUUUAACGUCCAGGCUUAUUGAGUCGACAAGUUGGCGCCAGCUUGCGGGCAAUAUCCCAGUCAAUAUAAUAUAACACCCUGAACUUAAAUCAAAUGCACUGGUUUUGCAGAAAACAUUAACAGUGAGGCAACGUUGAAUCUGGAACAAAGAAUACGGAUUUUAAUCUGUUCAAAUCCAUUUUACAUUUUAUUGAUUAACUUGGCCUUAGUCAGUUACCACUGUAAAAUAUCUUUUGAUUAGACAUAUUAACCCUUAGGGGAUGGAGCCUUUUCGGGCUGUCUGUGCUGAAAAGACUUAGCACUUUUUACGAACUCGGCACUCACAUUGCAAAAAAAUGUAUACAAAAAUAAACUUUUUAUUUUACAUAUAUAAAACUAUAUGUAUAUUCUUGUAGAAAAUUGAAUAAGCAAAUACAAUAUUAAUAAAUUAAACUUAAAUUUCAACAUUUAUGUAAAUGAGCUAUCCUGAUUUGCAUGAUUUAAGCGUACAAUUUUUUGUUAAACUGAGAAUAAACAUGAUUUUACCGGUGUAAAUUGUGGGAAUUUUUUGAUGGAUGAAGCACAUCCUAACACAUGUGUUUUGGGAAUAAGGCCCAUGGAGGCCCUUCAGACACCCCUGGCAUAGAGCUCUACUCCUUUUCCUGCCCCCCGGGGUACUUUUCGGAGGCUACAGACAGAGCAGUCCUUUUCACCAUUGUGCACCCAACUACGGUUUAUUUGAGCUGGGUGUUACUGAGAAAGUUGUCUGCAUACUUAUUAGUUAUUAUUAGUCUCUUUAACAAACAUUUGAAUGAUAUUUUGUGUAAAAAUUAGCAUAAAGUACUCAACUGGGGUGCCUAUCCCAUGAGGCAUAUUUAUAGCCUCUAUUUUUUCUAAAAAUUCAUAGGGGUCAUCUCUAUCCAAUUCAGAACCCCGAAUCCUAAACCAAGGAUUCACAACAUUAUCGUAAACAUAAUCAUUUUGUUUGUCUUCAUUACUUUCCUGGUUUUUUUCAUCAGUGUCAGUGUCAGAUUCACUGCUAGACAGCGAGAAAUCAGAAUCACUAAGCACAAGUUGAUCAGAGUCGCUGUCAGACAUGUUUGAAUUUCACGAUAUAACUACACACACAAAAAAAAAUUCCUGCACACAAUUUAAUUUAGUUCACCAUCAACGAACGCCACCAUUACAAUGCCGGGAUGUGCAGGAAUACGUAAGAAUAAUUUUGAUUCGCUGGUACAACGCCAAGCCAGCCAAUCGGGAGGCUCAAUUUAUGGGGCCGAUGGUUCGGACUUUUGUCUUUCUCGCCUGUCAACCUUGGGCCGAUAGAUCGGCCGGUACGUCUCCAGAGGGUUAAAAUAAUUUUGUUUUUGAAGUUUACUUUACAUUCUAUUUUUAAAAAAAAAAAUAUUUCUUUACUUGAUUGUGAGAGGCAUAUUUUUCUGGUAGCUGCAGCCAAUCGGCUGCUCUGAUACUUCUUGCUUUGAGAUGUUUUUAGUGUCAACCGCAAAGGACAGAAAGUAAUGUUAAUUAUCUAGCCCGGUGAUUGAGUUUGGGAAGUCACUGUGGUAUCCUUUAUAUCAUCUUCCAUUCAUUUUUUGUUCUCAUCUCUUUCAUCUUAAACAGACCCAUUUCCUUAUCUUCCGAGGGGAAGCAGAGAAAAUUACCUCCCAGUUCUAGUUAUGGCCUGCAACAGGGUGUCAGUCAACAGAGCAUUGGAUAAGUUAAUACAGUAGGUCAUAGUGAUGUUUGCUUAGUCCAUUGUAUAACAGUAGAUCUUAGUAAGGUUUGCCUAGUCAAUUGCACUACAGUAGGUCAUAGUAAUGUUUGUUUAGUCCAUUUUACUUCAGUAGGUCAUAGUAAAUUUUUGUUUAGUCCAAUAAUUAAUUAGGCUAAAUUUUAGUGUCAUAUUUCAGAAGAUUAACAAGGUGAAUUAAGAUUUCAUGCUUCAGAUAGAUUAACCAAGUUAACAUGAGAUGUUUUGUUUCAGAUACAGGUCCCCACCUGCCAGAUUUCCCAUUGUGGUGAGCCAAGAUUGUGGACACCAGCAGACAGCCGAUGUCAUAAACACCUAUGUUGUACCACAUAACAUUACACAUAUCAAAGUAAGUACUUGGGAUCAACAUUACCCAUCUAAAGGAAGUUCAUUCUAUGGACAUUGCACAUAUCAAAAUAAGGUGGGGGGGGGGGUCAACAUUUCACUUAUCAAAGUAAUUCUAUGGGAUCAAUGUUACAUGUAUCAGAAUAAGUUCAUGGGAUCAGUGUUACAUGUCAAAGUAAGAUCAGGGUCAAAGCCAAUUAAUAUGAAUUUCCUUGAUCAUAUCUUGUGUUAAUUUUUUUCCUCUUCAUCUUUCAAUUUUUCACACUAAGCCUACAAUUGCAUUUUUGAGGAAACAAGGUGCACAUGACAUUACUCACAAAUAUUCUUGGUUUUCUGACAUCUUUCCCCCUCUAUCAUUAGGUACUUUUACAACCUUGGUAUCUAUUUUUACAACACAUAUAAAACUUUCAAGCAAUUGUACCAAUGUUUGUAUUAACUAUCCCUAUUUUAAAAAAUGCAUUCAAUAAAUUUAAAAAAUAAUGAAAAUUUAAAUUAUUUUUCUUUUAUUAAAAACAAAAUUAAAGAAAGCAAGGCAAGUGUUUCAUGAUAGAAAUAGGAUUAUUGUUAGCAGAUGAUGUAAGUGGAUAUAAAUAAUUUUAACAUAUUUAAAUGUUUAAAAAUAACUACCAAAUUGGGUGCAAGUAAAUAAAUAUUGAUUAUCAAGUAUGACAAUUUCUGUUUUUACAGAAAACUCAUAUAUAUUUUAUAAAGGGAACCCAUUAAGUCUAAGAUUUUUUCUCUGUUGUAUAAAUCUAAUAAAGAUUUGCACAGUAUUUAUUUACUUUAAGUAACCAUUGCAGUUUUAACAGAAUGCUGAGUUAUUAGCAUUCAUAUUGCUGCAGCAAAAACAUGUGCAUUAUGAACAAAGUUUGCCACCACCUGAUUGAUUCUGAUGAAAUAAAAAGACUAAAGCUAUCAGGUCUUUUUAUUUUAUCUGCAUUUUGUUUUGAUCAGAUUAAAACAAAUUUGACUAUUAGCCUAACACUAGAAAAUUCAUUAAGUUGAAAGAAUAAUGCUCUCGGCAACUGGUUGUUCUCUUCUAAUAACCACAUUGUUGUCCACAUUAUUUGUAUUUAUUCCAAAGCUGAUACUCGGUAUCUUCUCAUUUUUAUCACAUCAAGAUUAACUUCAAUAAUUAAAGAACAAUUUAUACUGUUUAAUUAGAUGUUGAAUGUGCAAGAGCCAAUAAUUCAUUGACAAUUUGUGUUGUUCCAUGCCGGUGCUGUGUGACAUUUAUGAAAUGGGCCUGUCCUAUGCUUUCCUGCUUCACUUGUUAUUCAAUGUGGCUCCUCCAAGGACCACAUUUGCAUGCCUGUCCUUUUAAUCUGGUCCACAGGAAAUUAAACUGUACCUGCUAAACAGCAGUUUAUUCAGUUUUUUAUUUUAGAAACUUAUACUGUAUAGGCCUGUACAUUGGCCUAAAUUUAAACAAUUUAUGAAACCCAAAAUCCAGUCAGUAAACUCCUUUUAUCCAGUUACAGUUCACACGGUACUUGCAGAUGAUAAGUCCCAAUGAGUGUUGCAAAUUUUGUUCAUCAACUGGAAUGUCCAGUUUGGAAACCAAUGAUGAUGGUGAUUGAUUACUUAUAUAGCAGUUGUGUCCAUGUUAUUUUUAGGAUGCUCAAAGCGCUUUGAUGUCAUAAACUCUAAAAUCAAGUUGGCAUAGUUGCCAAAAAAUUGCAGCUGCAAUUGUUGUUUACGUUCACAAAGUAUAUCCAGCCUUGUUGAAGUAAAUUAAACUUGAAAGAUGAUAAAGGUGAAGGUACUCCUUAUCUUGUCAUGCUCUGGACAGGUUUCAGUAGGUAGCUCUGGUUUUAAGGCACGAAUAGAAUCGCCGUGAUGAUUUGGUUGCCAAUAUCCUAGUUACCACUCUGAUACUGUGAAAUGAUUAUAAAAUAUAAGCAUUGCAUUUAGGCUUAGAUCUUAUGCUUAAAAAAAAAAAAACUGAACACAAAUAAAUGCAUUAUUCUAUAAAAAGUAGUAAAUUUUCAAAAUUAAAAGCUUUUUUUUAAUCAAGAAUUAAUGUUAGACCUAUAUGUCAUUGCCUCUGCUUAGCAUAUUCAAUGUAAAUGAAUGAAAUUUCAAACAACUGUGCCUAUGAGAAAAAAUAAAAAUAAAAAGUACACUUGAUUAACUACAACAAGAAAUUAAGUUUAAAUACUCAUUUAAAAUUUUGAUGAGAUCCACAGUUACAGCAUAUCAAUCUGAAUAUAGUUCUUUCUACCAUUGCCACAAAAUUUGAGUGCACUUUGACCCUUCAUAACGAAUAAAAACAUCUUACCUUCAAAAUCAAACUUUCGAUCCGUUGAAAAUGCACAAAAUUAUUAGCAGUCUUGUCUUUUUCUUGGUUUUAUUUGGUUAGUAUCACUUCUUGACUUGAAAUAUAAUCAACAAAAUCAUUGGAAGAUAAAUGUUGAGCCUUUGUUGCAUCAUUUUGUGCUACCAGCCUUCAGUUAAAUUUGACAAGAACAAAACCAAAAAAAACAACUCAAUUUUAAAAAAUAAAAAAUCUAAAUUUGCGCUUAAAAUGGAUAUUUUAACAAAUUUAUCCAUGGAAUUAUGAUUUAUGUUAAAAAUAACAUUGGUAUCUGAAAAGGUGAGAAAAACAAGAUGUAACCCAACCGUCACUCGUUAUCAAAAAGUCAAUCUAACAUACUUUGAGAGUUAACCCUCACUUGACACGAUGUAAACUUUUGAUAAUUUAACAGAUAUCAUUUCUUCCCCAGUAUCAAUAUGUCAGCACCCCAAGGAUAUUGACAUGCCCAUUUUGUCUUUCACUUAAUAAUUUUUUUGUCUACGUUCAAUUAUUUAUAAUUUUUUCAAAAUCAAUAUUCAUAUGUCUACGAGAGAGAACAGCAACCUAAAAGCUAUUAUAGAUUAAUAUGUUUGACCUAACCCUCCCCUCCCCAGCAACCAGAUCUCAGUGACAUCCAAGUCCCACCAGCACAUGUCAAACUUGUCAACUACUACAAGGUGUCCAGGCACUACAAGUGGGCCCUUGAGCAGAUGUUUAUGGUUUUUAAUUUCUCAGCCGUUAUCAUUGUUGAAGGUGCGUGGCAUUCAUUUUCAGUUAUUGAACCCUUUUGGAAACUUUUUUUCUCCUUCUUCAACAUAUAAACUUUAGUGAUGUGUGAUGAUGUGUAGAUGAAGUCAAGUUAAUAUAGCUAAUUUAUGUUUUAUUGAUAAUUCUUGCAAGUGAAGAAAAUGUAAUCGAAAUGUUUUUAUAUUUGUGCCAUGAAAAUAUUGGGUGCUAAAUCCUGCAUACAGAGUCAAUUGUUUUUGUUUUAUUGGGACUCUCCAAUAUUCAAUUGAAAAAUAAAAUGCCAGUUAUAUUGGCUAGUGUAUAAAUAAAUAAAUACAUAUAUAUAGAAAGAAUAUGUCAAUGACAUUUUACUUUAUUAUUGUAUUGAGAGUCUGAGAUUAAUCUAUUGCUUACACUGCCACCAUCUAAGAUUAAUCUAUUGCUUACACUGCCACCAUCUGAGAUUAAUCUAUUGCUUACACUGCCACCAUCUGAGAUUAAUCUAUUGCUUACACUGCCACCAUCUGAGAUUAAUCUAUUGCUCAGAUUUCCAUCAUCUUAGAUUAAUCUAUUGCUCAGCUGAGUCUGCCAACAUCUUCGAUUAAUCUAUUGCACAGACUGCAUAAUUUUUACCAUCUAAUUUCAUUUCUCUUGAGUAAUUCUAAUGGGACCAGAUGUGUGUGAUUGGCAUGAGAUCUAAAGGCACAUAUUGUGUGUGAUUGGUUUUGGUUAAGUCAGGUGGCAUCAUGUGCUGAUUCAUAGUUGAGUUAAAACAGCAUUCAAGUUUCUUCCUUCCACUGGUGAGGUCAAUGAGAACUAUGUCAAUAUUGUAUGUAUUGCUGUCAACAAAAUCAAUACUGUAUGCAAUACAGUAGUAUCUCGACUUUCGACCGUCCGAAUUUACGACCAAAAUCACUAACCAUAUUAGAUUUCAGAUUUAUUUCUGCCUCAAUUAUCAGUCGAAAGGCGUUGUCUGCAAUCAUCAGUGAUCGUUAACUAAGGAAAGGGAGGCAUGAUGCUAUGCUGCUAGCCGGCGGCAUCAAUUUGUAAGAAGUAACAUGAUCACACUCGAUAACCCUAGGUCCAUUGAGUUCAGACAAAGCUCACCAUGUUUAUUAAAAAACCAACUCUGGUACCCCAACUGCUGCCUUAGAUGAUGACAUUAAUGAUCUGCAGCCAAGCACCAGUAGCGAAUAAAAUGUUUCGUACACGUUUGUAUAUUUUGAUGUUAAUGACUAUUCGAUGUGUUUUGCGAUUUGGGAAAUGUUUUCUAUAGUAUUUUCGACACCUGUAUUAUGUAUGUUUUGCAAAAUAUUAAACCAGCUGUAUAUGUAAAGUUAAUGCUGUGUUUUUUCUUGAGGAUGUAAAAAUAAGAAACAAAUGGUGUAGAGAUGAUACAAAUGGCAUAAUAUGAACAUCGAAAAUUAUGAUUUAUAACAAUUAAUAAAAGAAAUUUAUGAUAUAAUUUAACGUAAAUAUUUUUUUAACAUCACUUCAUAUUGCUGUACACAUAGUGUACUCCACUUAUGACCAAAUUGUGUUACGACCGGUCUGUCUGAACCGAUCGUGGUCGUAAGUCGAGCACUAGCUCUACAGUCAACAAUAUCAAUAUUUUAUGUAAUGCAGUCAACAAUAUCAAUGUUGUUUACAAUACUGUCAACAAUGUCAAUAUUGUAUGCAGUGCUGUCAACAAGAGCUGUAUGUAUUAUUUCUCAGCAAAGAAAGACAAGGUACUAUUGAUUUAAUUGUGAGCCAGUUAAAACUUUUCCACUUCAUUUCCUCCGAUUGAUUUAUUCAUUCUUUUAUUGAUUUUGCUUGUUUCAUUAGUUGGCUGAAUUGAUUUUAUCACAUUGUUUUGUCUUAAGUUUUCAUUCUGUGGAAGAAUUUUUUUUUUUUUCAUGAAUGAAAGAUAAAGGGAGGGUUAGAAAAAAAACACCACCUCAAACUAUUUUAAUUAACAGUUCCAAUUAAUUACUUCUUAAGAAAAUCAUAGUUACAUAAUCUUACAUCAUUUUAUGAAAGCAUGGACCUUGAUUAAACAAAAAGUAAUAAUGAAACAAGGUACAUUAUCAGUUGUUCAGUUGAAUUAUAAUCUGUUCUGUUCCUUUCUCACUAUAAUUUAAGGAGGUCAAUAUAAAACUUUGAAAUAUGUCUUAAAGGCUAUAUUAUUCUGCACUUACUUUAACCUUCCUUCUGUGCUUACAGAUGACCUCGAGGUGGCCCCUGACUUUUAUGAAUAUUUUUCUGCUGUGUAUCCCCUGUUAAAAAAUGACUCUUCUCUUUGGUGCAUAUCUGCGUGGAAUGACAAUGGCAUGGGCGGGAAGAUCUCGGGAGAUUCAGGUAAUGUGGUAUGUAUGUCAGUAGGGCGGGAAGAUCUCUGGAGAUUCAGGUAAUGUCAUAUGUAUGUCUGUAAAAUGAUGCCGGCAUGGGCGGGAAGAUCUUGGGAGAUUCAGGUAAUGUCAUAGAUGUGUUUGUGAAGUAACCAGAAUGCUGGUUAAGUUGCUUGUUUUGUGUAUAUUGAUCUGUACCCAGCAGAAAACACGUACACACCCACAUAUCAUUUAUAUAAAAACAUGUAAAAAAGAAAACUUGUUAGUGGUUUUGUUACACCAACGUUCUACGUCAUGGAUUGACGGUUUUUGACCAAACUGGGAACACAUAUCAAUCAUUGUCCAGAAUGAAAUACUCGGGGUAGGGGCGGGGUGGGGAUGGGGGGCUUUGAACUUAACAAAAUAUUCCGUUUGGGAACAGAGACCCACAAUGUCUUUAUUUUCUAAUAUGAGGUAAAUAAAUAUAAUCUAUUUUACUGACAUUUUACUGAUAUUCUACUGAUAUUUACUGAUAUUUGAUUGAUGACUGAAUAUACAGUUCAGACUCUCAUAGGGGUGUAAAUUAAUUGAAUAAAUAAUGAAUGAUCGUCAGGUGAUUCAGAUGGCAAGGGCUUUCAGUGCCAGUUGGCAGGAUACUGUCAUUGACCAGUGUCACUGUUGGACUAUUGAUUUGAUAAGGAUUUUUUUUAAAAAGAAAGGUCAGAUCCCUUGACCUUGGCUUACUGGUUGCAUAUAUUCCUCCCAGCUCUCCUGCACAGAACCGACUUUUUCCCAGGGCUCGGCUGGUUGCUGGAUAAAGAACUCUGGAUGGAGCUAAGAUCAAAAUGGCCGGCAACGUGAGUUAUCUUUUUUCUAAAUAAAAACAACGCAUAAAUCAUCAUUGAAGAACCUGUGAAGUUAUGGACAUGUCCUGAAAUUCCUGUUUGCUGCACAUGAAUUUGUCUGGUAAAAAAAAAGAGCAUGCAUCUGUGCGGUUGUGACCUGGCGCCGCUUAAACACAAGACUUAAAAAGUGUUUUUCAAGCGCAAGAAAUCAGCCAUCUCACACCACGGUCUUGAGAGGCAAUCUAGUCAUUUCAUAACCUAUCAUUCCUCAUCCAAUCAUUCCUUAUUCAAUCAUUCCAUUUUCAAUCAUUGCUUAGGUUCUGGGAUGAUUGGAUGAGGCACGCAGACCAGAGAAAAGGCAGGCAGUGCAUUCGUCCAGAAAUAUGCAGGACCAAGACUUUUGGUGAGAAGGGUGUUAGCAAGUAAGUGGUGCACAAAACUUUCAGGCGCAAUGCAGUAGUUAGAAAAAAAAAAAGCGACCUUAUCCCUAGUGUAUUGCAUGGUGAGAAAAAAAAAGCGACCUUAUCCCUAGUGUAUUGCAUGGUGAGAAAAAAAAAGCGACCUUAUCCCUAGCGUAUUGCAUGGUGCCCUGUUAGUGCAUGGCCCAAUCUGUUGGUUACACUUGUAAACCGCAUGAGGGAUUAGUCAGGCAUGUGCAUGAACAUUGUUACUGUAAAACUGCUCUUUAUUGUCAACCGAUCAGACUUGUUAACUUACUUUAAGUCAUAAUAAAACACUAGGGGGGUUGUUUUAAAAAAAAAAAAAAAAAAAAACAUUUUUAUAAAAAAACUUAAAAUAAUCUGUUGGUUACACUUGUAAACCGCAUGAGGGAUUAGUCAGGCAUGUGCAUGAACAUUGUUACUGUAAAACUGCUUUUUAUUGUCAACCGAUCAGACUUGUUAACUUACUUUAAGUCAUAAUAAAACACUAGGGGGGUUGUUUUAAAAAAAAAAAAAAAAAAAACAUUUUUAUCAAUAAUCUUAAAACUUUUGGUAAUGUGUUUUAAUAGACGUUAUGGAAGAUUUUUUUUUCUUUUUCUAAAGAAAACACAGAUGGCAUGGCACAGGUCUAAAAAUUGCAUUUUUGGGCCAUCUGUAAAUGAUGUCACAUAUCUAGGUGGGACGGGAUAAAAAAAUCUCCUAAAAAGCGUGACAUGAUUGAUGUCCGUUCCCUCCCCCCCCCCCCCCCCCCCCCCCCUUUUAAUUUUAUUUCCUUCUUUUUUGCCAUGUUGAUUUUUAAAGAGUUUAUAUAUGUUUUAUUUAAACUUUGUUUUUCAAAAAAGAUCCUUUAAAAAAAUAAAUAAACUUAAACUUGGUUUACCCCUCACAAAUAUUCUAUGUGCAUGCCUGCAGCAUGAAUAGUAGUCUAUUGGUAAGUAUCUUUGCAUAAAGCAUUUACAUUGGUUCAACAGGUGAAACCUGGUAAAGGAAAUGUUUUACUAAAUAUGGAGUGGGUCCUUAACUCUUAACACCAUUAAAAUACUGUGUUUUGGGAUUUUUCUCCCCUAUAUUACCAGUCCAAAAUGUCACAUCAAGAUAACAGUUUGGGGAGCACUGGAGUGGAACUCUUCUUUUAUUUCUUACAUUAUUUUUUUGUUAAAAUUAUGUUUUUGUUGUUGCUGGGUUUGUUAUGAAAUCAAAAUAAAUAACGGAGCCAUCUUGAUGAAGGAGCACUGUGAUGAAAUACCCCUGAGCAGUCCAACUGUCCACUUGAUGGUAAUAAAAAGCCACCAGUGCCCCCAUGAUUCUAAGAGCAUUAAUGUUUCGUAUGCUUUGAAUACUGUUUCAAAUCGACAUUCACCCAACAUUGGGUGGACAAUGUAUGAGAGGGUGGAUCACAUUGUUAUUACCUUCAUUUUGAUCUUCUUCAAUAGAUAGUGGAACAGGAAAGGUUUAGGCUUGAUAAAGAAAAGAGAGGUGGACAAUUGUUUUUAUUAUUUACUUCACGCAGCAGCUUUAACGAAGCCCUGAAUAUGUUUUCCAUCCAUUUCUUCCCUUGAUGGUUGAAUGGCAAGGACAUUCCCCAAGGACAUUCCCCAAUGAUAAGGACUUCCCCAACAUCAGCAAUGGCGUAGGUCCUUGUGCUCCUCCAUUCUUUGUCCCCCUGCUCACAUAUUCUCCCCUACAAAGCCAUAUGUUUCUGUCAACCAGCCCCAACAAAGCCACAUAUGUCUAGAAAAAAGCCCCCUAUAAAGCCAUAUGUAUCUAGGAACAAGCCCUCCACAAAGCCAUAUGUGUUUAGAAACUAGCCCCCUACAAAGCCAUAUGUGUCUAGAAAAAAAAUCCCUUUGAAAGGAAUAAUACAAGCUAGACUUGAAUGUUUCUCUGUAAUGCCAUGUAAUGACUAUAUUAUUUCUACAGUGGGGCUUUCUAUGCAAAAUAUCUCCAGCACAUAAUUCUUAACAGUGAGUUUGUGCCAUUUUCAAAGCUGGAUCUGUCAUACCUGGAGAAGGUAGGAAACACAGUUCUAGAUGGUUACGAAACACUGUUCUAGAUCAGAUCUAGAUCUUUUGAAAACACAGUUCUAGAUUGUUAGGAAACACAGUCAGUUCUAGGUUUACAAUGAUCAAAUUAAUGACCAAUUUAUGAUCAAUUAUUAUAAAUUUAUAGAAAGUAAGACAAUUUAGCCUCAACACACUGUGUCACAUUCUGGAUGCCUGCAUUAAGGGAGGUAGGGAGGGCGUACAAAACAUUUGUAAUGUGUAAGAAGCUCAUCCACAAAAUAUAAUGUGUAAGUAGUGCAUCCACAAAAUAUAAUGUGUAAGCUCAUCCACAAAUGUAAUUUGUACGUAGUGCAUCCACAAAGUAUAAUGUGUAAGCUCAUCCACAAAAUAUGUGUAAGUAGUGCAUCCAUGAAACAUAAUGUGUAAGCUCAUCCACAAAAUGUAAUGUGUAAGUAGUUCAUCCACAAAAUAUAAUGUGUAAGAAGGGCAUCCACAAAAUAUAAUGUGUAAGCUCAUCCACAAAAUGUAAUGUGUAAGUUGUUCGUCCACCAAAGCAGCUGCAGUCUUGAGGAAUGAACAGAGAUAAAAUGCACUUAUUUUAUUAGCCUAUAGGACCUUUUUUUCCCCCCAUUUUCAAAUUUCAAAUGUUUACCCAUAGAAUCUAUAAGUACCAGAAGGUAAGGAAAGAAUCAUUUCACAACCAAUUCAGAUUUCUUGGACCCACACUGAUUUUGUCAUGUUUCACCAUUCAAUGAAACAGUUAAUCCCCUACAAAGCCUACUGAGUAUUGAUCACCAUCAAAUUUUAAUCUUCUGUUGAUCACCACUGAGUUUAAUGGACGGAUUGACUGCUCAGUGCGAGUCAUGGGUCAAGAGCAAACAAACUUCCUGUAGGUUUAAAUAUCAGAUGUGACACCAGCCGUUGUGUUGUAAUUAUCUGAUGACUUCCCUUGUUUGAUCAUGGAGUCCACCUUCCUGUGGACCCACAUUAGCCAAUGUGUGGGGGUUAUUUUAGGACCCAUUGAAUUUUUUUUUCAGUGUCAGACGUCUGAUGAUAUGAUAGAGUUAAAUAGAAUAUUUUGAUAUUUUAACUUAUUUUCAAGCUAAUUUCAAUUUUUAUUUUACUUUACCUUACUACUACUACUAUUAUUAUUAAUAGAAGUUCUUGUUCUCCCUACAUCAGGGAUGAGAUCAUUUGCCCUUUGAAUAUGAUUACUUUAAAUGAAGGCAUCAGUUGACCUUAGUUCUUUGUUUUAUAUUAAAUCAAAUAACACCAUUUCCUUUGUUUACUAUGUAUUUCUUAAAAAGUAACAUCCUCUCAUACUACAAAUAUUUUAUUGAUCUAUAUUUGAUUUCUUGUUAAAUUUUGUAUUAUUAUUAUUAGUCAUUGAACAAAGGCUCCACUUUGCACAGAUUGAUAUAAUCAAAAGGGAGGUAACACUUUUGAAGCAGAUAAAGGACACAGUUGGACCUUAAUCUUCAGUGUCAGAAUUAUUUCACUUUGUUUGAGAUAGGUGGUGUAAAAAUGGUGUGGCACGUUUCUCUGUGGGGCAAGGUUAAUGGCAUCACACUAACACAGAGCUAACAAAUUGGUUCUUGGAACAAACAAAAACACAUUUUAUUGUCUUGUAUUUAUUGAUUAUGUGGCCAAUAACAACAUUUGUGGUCUUGCGUCUUCAACAGUUCAAUCUAUGUAGUCUUUGGUGUUAUCUUGUUUAAAGCAUGGCAUGAUGAACUAAGUCAGAUAUUUGUAGGUGUCUAUUACUAGCUGUAGAGUGUUUUGUUGGGCAAGAAUAUAUGAUUUAGAGCAGUUAAUAUUACCAAUAUAAACAUAAUGGAGAAAUUUGAGGUGUUGAAGUUUUUUUAAAAUUGCUCAGUCAAAUGCUAUAAAUCAUUUGGUUGUCAUAAUAAUACAACAAAGGUGUGAGAUUUUAUGUAAAGCAUUUCAAGCUAUUUAAAUCUCAAAAUUUACAUAUUAUAGCAGUUCCUCUGAAGCGACAGAUAUGCAAUACUCUGUGUAAAAUUUUAAAUAUAACAUUAGAUCUUAUGCUGAAGGGCCUAAGUUGAUGGAUAUACAAGGAUAAAUGUAUGCCAAGCUUCUAGUUGAUUUAUAUUUUUUCCCUUGGAUUAGGUUUUGUUCAUUCACUAUUGAGACUUCUCGGCCUUGUGAAGAAAAAUCAGAGCUAGAAUAAGCAGUGUAACUGUACAUUCAGCAUAAACUAAAUAUUUUAUACAUGGGGAAUUAAAAAAGAAUAAUAACUGUAACUUUGCCGCCGGCAUAAACACAACGUUUUAUUUGAGGGAAAGUUAUUUUUUUUAAAAUAAUAAUAAAAGUUAGUUUUGCUUUACUGGCGUUUUUUAAAUAAUGAAACAGCAGUAUUCUAUUUUUUUUUAAAGAGAAUGAAAUAAAGAAAAUACAAAUUCGUCUUGAAUUUAUGCUUCUGAAAUCAAUCUUUGUUACUUGCACUCAUUCCCUGUUUACAAAUCAAAAGUGCUAAAUGUUGACACUGUCUCCAGGACAAAUAUAACGCCACAUUCACCAGCAAGGUUUACAGCGCCCCACUUUUCUCAAGCGCUGAUGUCCUAAGUGGUGCCAGACCCAACGACACAGUUGUAAGACUGGAAUACACAGACAAAAACAGUUACGUCAAUGUUGCAAGACAGUUUGGGAUCAUGGAGGAUUUUAAGGUAUAUAGUCUCGUCUCAAAAUCACAUGUUCUUUUUAAGUUGAAAAGGGAAUAAUUUUUUUUUUAAAAUUGCAAAUCAAGAUUUUAGUUCGAGGGGAAUAUCAAUAAUCAAAAUGAUACCAAAGCUAGACAUAGAGCUAGGGUACGUACAAUUUUGAUGAUGAAUUUUGUGAAUACUCUUCAUUUUAAGCAUUUUGAUAUGCUUUUCAAAAAUGACAAAAUCUCAUGAUAAAUCAAUUCAGAGACCCUUACAAGUUUACAUUUUCUGAGAGCACAUUGGGCAUCUUAUGGUUUAAAAGGAAAUUGUUUUUAUAUUAUGUGUGUUGAUGUUGACCUUGACCUUUACAGAUUGAGAUUUCAACCCCCACCUAAUACUCCAUAAAUUGUUCAAACUACCAUAGAAUCAAGUUUUUGAGUGAUAGUUUUCUUUUAGAAAAUAUAGGUACUUGAAAGGAAAUGGUAAUUUGUGGGAUUUGUCUUUUCAUUCACUACCUUCAAAUUUCUGUCACACAAGAUACAAGGUGGAGAAGCAUGAACUGAGUUCAGAAAUUACUUUUUUAUUGAUGCUAGUAAUACAUUUUUCAUUAAUGAACACUAAAGAAAUACACAAACAUAAAUAUAUUUUAGUCUCUUAAGGGCUAAGUAUUUUGAAAGGAAUCUUUGUCUUUUCUGUUCAAUUUCCACCCUUUCCCAAACAAAGUUUGUAACAAUACGACUAAGUUUGGGGCUAAAAUUGUCAAUAUCAGACUCUUGUGUUGCCAUCUCUUCUAGAGCGAAUACUGUUUCAUUACUAGCACAGAAAAUAUCUCUAAAAUUAUUGCUUUCAUUAUUUAAUAAUUCCAAUAAAGAAAGUCUGUUUUGAUUUUACAAUCUAGAUUCGGACCACUUUCAGCAUGAGAUGACCAUUUUAAAAAAAAACAUUUGAGCAGAUUUCAUGACAAAUUAAUUACAAAGCAAGUCCUGAUAAAAGCAAUUUAACACAAACAGAAACGGAGAUAGGAUAUAAAUAUAUAUAUAUUAAUACCCAUUCUUUGGCUGAUUUUGUAUUAAAUAUGAGAUGUGUAAAAACUAAUGUCCAGUCUUCCAUCGUCCCACAGGGCAAAUAUCAGUGAAGCCAAUAGUUAAUUGUAGCGAAGAGUCCUGUUUUCAAAUUGUCUUAUCUGGGUCAAAAGUUAUUUAAUUUGUUGUUUCUGUCUGUCCUCAAAAAUGCCAUGUUCUUAUUGUAAGACUUUGCCUGUCCACAGUCUGGCGUCCCCAGGGUGGGGUACAACGGUGUCGUAACAUUUACAUUUAAAGGACGAAGGGUUUACAUAGCACCUCCCUCUCCUUGGACGGGAUACAACCCAAGCUGGAACUGAUCCAACCACAUCAACAUUACACUUCUGGCUUAAUGAGCGGGCAUGGAAACAAUGCAUGCUGUGAUUACAGAUGCCACCACGUCCAUCCUACUGUUGUUAUCUAGGACCAGGGUGUGUUUGUCUUCUUUUAAAUCAUGCCGGGGAAAGUUUUAAUCCGAAAUGUCCCGACCAUGAGAAGAAGUUGUUUGGAAGAAGUGUUUAUAAAUGAAAGGGGUACAACUCUUGAUCUCAAGGCAACAAACUACGAACCUCGACCUGUGCCAGGCUGUACUGUGCUUUCUAGCUUCAACCUGCGCAAGAUUGUGCUGAGCCUUCUCGUUCAUCCUGCAGCAGAUAGUACUGAGCCCACUCGCUACCUAGACUAAUGUUUUAAUUAGUUCAACAUGUGAGGAGAAAUCAAAUCCAAGUUAAUGUUCAUAAAUAUUUUGUGUGAAGGUGCAAUGUUUCUUUAAUUUUGGAAUUAUUUAUUCCUCUGAUACUUCUUAUUGAUUUUAACAAUUUACUGUCUUUUGAAAAUUUGAAUGCUUCUCAAGUUUUAAAAUGCC